UAACGUUAACAGCCUAAAAGGUUAAGCUACAUCGUGUUGACGACCUUAUCCGCUCAAUGAAACUUGAAAUUUUCAUAGACGUCCUCGCACUCACUGUCCCUAAAGCUAAACCCCAAAAUCCAGACCAAACCCCCCCACUCUCUUAGCUAAUGCCUCUCCAUUUUCUCAGUGCCCAAACUGAUUAAUUUUAUUUCUCUCUUCUCCAAUUAUAUUUCGAGUAUUAAGUUAAACUGAAAAUGUCAUCUUUAUCAGUAAACUUUCUAUGUAAAGAUAGAUUCCUAACUGCUGGGAAACCAGGCUACAAUCACUUACAGAUCUCGUCUAUAGGCUAUUUUCCAGCAGGAAUAUUGCAAGCUAGAGUUGGCUUGAAUAAAGUGUCGAAGAGAGCUAAUUUAUUUCCUUGUAUUAAGUGUGAGAAGAAAGAGGAGCCAAUUGAGCAUGUCUCUGUCGAGCGUCCUCCAUAUUAUAGCUAUAUCGACUCGACUUCUGGGCAGCUUGAACCAGCAUCUGGUGCACGUGCAAGUAUUCCAGAAGAGGAGUACUGGCCUGAAGGCACUGCUAGUCGAGUCAGGGCUGCCAGGGCACCUGAACCAACUGGAACUUCUGCAGGAUCCCCGUCAUAUGGAAAAAGCCCGGGAAGUAGGAGGAAGAAGCAUAAAACAUCGGCUGUUGCUCAAUCUUCUCAAGUGAGCACUGAACCAAACGAGCCUGUUGUGCCUGAAAUUGUGGAGGACAUAGUUGACGAUCCUAAAGAUUCCUCAUCUGAGUAUGUAAUUUACCAGACAGAAACUAAAGAAGAUGAAGAAACUGAGUAUGAAUUAGACAAGAAAUUUGGACGCCCUCAUCCGUUUAUUGAUCCAAAAGUAAAGAAACCACUAGAGGAACCACUUACUAGUGAAGAACUAUGGUGGAAUUGGAGAAAGCCAGAAAAAGAACAAUGGUCUAGAUGGCAAAGGAGACGACCUGAUGUUGAAACAGUUUUUCUGAAAGCAAUGGCUGAGACUGGGCAAGUGAAGCUUUAUGGUGAACAUCCAACAUUAACUGAAACUUCCCUUUACAGAGCUAGGCGCCAUCUUUUCAAGGAAGAAAGGUUGAAAGCUGAACAAGAAAGACUAGAAAGAAUUGGUCCAGUGGCUUACUACUCUGAAUGGGUGAAAGCAUGGAAAAGAGACACUUCACGAGAAGCUAUUCAGAAACAUUUUGAAGAGACUGGUGAAGAUGAAAAUGCUCAACUGAUUGAAAUGUUCAGUUAUCAAACAGAUCGAGAAUACAGGAUUAUGAUGGGCACUGAUGCCCGUAUUCGAAGGGAUCCUCUAGCAAUGCGAAUGCAAGAAGAUCAAAUAAAGCAAAUUUGGGGUGGAGAUCCUGUUUACCCAACUGUGAACUACAUUCAAGAUCCAGAUGAAGUGAUUGAUUAUAGAGGACCAGAUUUUCAUGAACCAACGCCAAAUAUGCUGGCCUAUCUGAAGGAGCAUGGCAAAAUUAUAUCGAGGGAGGAACUUGAGAAAAUUUUGGCAAUGGAGAAGACUGAAGAACUUGAGAUGACAGAUUUAGAUGAUGCUAUGGCCCGAGCUGUUGAUAUCGGCGAAAAUGAAGAUGAAGAUGAUGAUGACAGUGAAGUUGAUGGUGAAGGAGAGGAAGAGAAAAUCAAUCGCAAUUGGAGUGUUCUUAAAAGUACACCUCAGCUUCGAAAGUCAAAGGGUAAGCCGAAAAAGGAGGAUCCAAUGUCCUUGGAAGAGGCAGUCGAUGAUUCUGAGAACUUGACUGAUUUUCUCAUGGACUUUGAGGAAGAGGAGUGAGGGCUAUCCGCCAGGUUGCAGCUUACAAUAUGAUUUGCAAGUCAUCAAAUGAAUGGCUACAAAAGUGAAAGAAGAGAGUGUUGAGAGAUGGAUAAGUGAGGGAAAGUGAAGAUGGUAAUUUUGGUGAAACCUCCAAAGGAUCUUCCAACUCUUUUAUUGAUUGAUGAUUGAUAA
Gossypium arboreum is the source of this 1973-nucleotide messenger RNA. RefSeq names its product protein PLASTID TRANSCRIPTIONALLY ACTIVE 12, chloroplastic. The record is from RefSeq and is a predicted model, not a curated record. The coding region runs from base 237 to 1799 and encodes 520 amino acids. The transcript is spliced from 10 exons. Lineage: Eukaryota; Viridiplantae; Streptophyta; Magnoliopsida; Malvales; Malvaceae. Gene Ontology annotation, cellular component: chloroplast; nucleus. Gene Ontology annotation, biological process: positive regulation of red or far-red light signaling pathway; plastid transcription; positive regulation of DNA-templated transcription.